GCUCUGCGUCUGCCCGCGAAUGCCAUCGACUAUCGGCUGCAUCUGGCGCUGACUGGGAGGGCUAUUCAUCUUGGAUCGCCGUGUUCCAUCGGGCGAUAUCCCCAGUCUUUCCAGAAACGCCUGCCUUGUCUGCGUUGACGCGCUUUUGCUCAUUAUCAGCCUGCGGCUGUCGCUUAGCUUUGCGCCGCAUGGCGACACCGUUGCGGAGCCAUAUCUAUUACUCUCGACCGUUGAAUUAGGGGCGACCCGGCCCAGGAAUCCACUCAGGAGAGUUCCGCAUCUACCUCCAAUUGCCUGGAAAUGAAUCUAUUCUUGGAAUGGAUAUCAUUUCUUUCUAUCUAUAAUCCAAGAGUAGCCGGAGCUUCAGCGAGAAGCACCUCUCUCUGAUGAUGGACUUUCCAGCAAACACUAUAACCAACGUACAUGUCAUAGAUGGCUUCUCCAACAUCUAUUGGAGGAUAUACACUGAAGAGCCGGCUAGUGCCGCUCUUCCUGCUGAAGGGCCAGCCAAUGGCUAUACCAUUUUGAAGCACCUCAGUCGUCUCAAACGACUCGAGCUGCAUCUUAGGAACUUCGACUGCUUGGUAUCAUGUUAUCCCAGGCGCCUUGGCCUAUGGGUCUUUUCUGCGACUCCGGAGUUUGGCACACUGAAGCCUCUGAGCCGAGAUGGAGAUGGUACGAAUUUCAACCGGCUGACCCUUGACUCUGUCAACAUGAAAGUGGCCGCAGCAGGCACCGUUUCCGCGGCAGAUUUGAUGCGAUCUAUGUCAACGGAUCCUCAAACGCCCAAUCCAAAUGCGUCAGGAGCGCAAAGGUCUUUGAGCGCUGGCCGGCCUGGAGAAGGCCAGGGCAACCAAGGUAUCAUUUACGCAGCCUUCAUUUCUGCUGUCACCAGUGCAAUGUCCCUGCAAUUGGUGCGACGUCAUAAUGCAAUCCCCCUAGGGUCACGCACGCUCUUCACUGCAGUGGAAAGGAAUGGAUACGACAGUCCUAUUUUGCAUGAUAGUCCUGACUCAGUACCAUCCUUAACCACGUUGCGGAUUGAAUUGACCCCGCUGGGCAAGUUGAUAAUCUCUUUGCACACGAUAUCCCAGCAUGGUAUAACGCGGCUUUGGGAUACUGCUCGCAAUACCAUUGGACCGGCUCUUGAGAAAGGUCAGGACAUUUGGCUAGCACCUACUGGAACAAUCGCAAGAUUAAUAUCGGCCGAGGGCGAGGAUGGGUCCCUUCCCUCACCAGGCUUGUCUAACCCAAGAAACUCUGAAAAUGCAACACCCCAGCAUCUCCUCGGCUUAAAGCGCAAGAACUGGAAAGAGAACGUCGUGGAGUGGAUUCGAAACGUCGGCCUGCCUUUGAAUUCUGCUGAAGAUGAAUCGUGGAUAGAGGUUGAAGUCCCUGAACCAUUCUAUAGUCGGCUCGCAGCCGAGAGCAUGCGUCAGACCGAGGGAAAGCAGCCGUCGCCUCCGCUGCGCCGUCUAUUAUGGCCAGCUAAGUAUUCAUUUACGAGAACCAAGACGGACUCCCCAGUUGAAACCUCGAAAUUCGAACGCUGCGACCCUAUAGAUUUUGCAACGGAAUGGUUUGCAACGGCAAGUGCUAGGAAUGAAAAGUUAGCUGCCUCUCAGGCCACUGGCGGGUCUCCCGGGCAGCAACCAAAGGGCGCAGAGAUGUCUACACCGCGGACAGAUGCCGGAGAGGUAAUUGAAAGCCUGGCACGUGUGAACCAGUACCCUGAUCUGCAAGCUGCGAGUCUUGUAUAUCCAACGCCACCGGAUGGCGCACUAACGCAGGGAUUUAACAACGCCCCAUCUUCAGAUGCGUUUGCUGAAGUACCAGAUGCGGCGCCAUCAACUACUCAGAACGCAGGCCGUUUGAGACCUGCUGAUGAAGAGGUGGCUAAUGCCCAGCCAGGCCCUGACGUGAUGGACGGUUUCGGAACUUCUACCACCGUUGGAGUUGGAUCCGGGCUGUAUGAUGAGGAUGAUGACGAUGACCUGUUUGAGGAGAUGAAUGGAAAGGAUUUCGGGUCGAAGGGGAUCACUGAUGCUGACUUCAGUUUUUUCGAUGAGCCUGACAUAGCUAGCUUCGACGAUGGGAAACGGACAGGCGAUGCAGCCCAGGAAAUACCCCAGGAGGCUGCAGCUCAGAUCACUCUGGGAACGGAUUCUAUCAAACCGGAUACAGCAACACCAGACGUCGCAAUGAAUACGUCGGCGGAGGAGACUAAGACCCCUGUCGACGGGGAGCAUGGUGCAGUACCUACGACCGAUGUCGAUGGGCCAAAGCAUGAUCUCGCGGAAAUGAGCGAUGAAAACAUCGAAGACGAUGCCCAUAUAAAUAUCCCAGAUCAUGCCUCAGCAGCCGACGAUAGUCAAACUAUAAGCCCUCCCCUUAGUCCGGUGAAGAUCAAACGAAUAUUGUUCUCAGAGGUCCAACCGAUGCAGAGCACCCACGUGGAUAGGUCAAGCAUUGCACGUCAUUUAUCAAAUGAUGGUCGCAACCAGAGCCACUAUGGCCCAGUACCAUUCCAGAAAGAAUUGUCUUCCUGGGAUCAAAAAUAUGGCGCUGCCGGUACUUUUUCAUUGUCUAUUGACAAGGCUGCUAAGACUCAAUCUGGGCUAGGCGAUUCUACAAGUGAGAUUCCAACCAUAGGACUACCUCGUCCUGGGAGACCAAAGCCCUUGAAGUAUGGAUUUUCAAGGCCCAUGACGAUCGAUCAGGACACCGCCAUGAGCGACGGAGGGCCGCUUCUCAAUUCAACUUCUGCAUCAAGCGACGAGACUACCGAUGAUAGCGACGAUGAUUAUCCCGAAGGAACCAUAUCCCCCACGAGAUCUACAGCUGUGAAGAGGAAACGUGGAGUGUCGGAACCAGACAAUGACUCCGCGAUUUCUCAAGAAAAGACGUCGUUGGCCGUUGGCCCUGAUCUCUCUGUUAUAAAAGAGGAAAAUUCGACCUUUCUCGGAAAUUUCUUCUAUAUCUUCUCGGAUUGGUCCUUGGCAGGCUACUUCUCGGUCAGACAAAAUCGACUUCUUCCUGUUCUCGUCCGCAAGGAGGAUGUAGUUCAGCUGGCACAGCUCAUGGUUGACCAAGUCACACAGUCAUCCCUUACCCAUAAGCUUGAUGAGAAGAUAGGACUUCCAGAUCUCGGAAACGAUACUUUUCCUCUCCGAACUUUUCUUGAGGACAGCAGCGUGAUGGGCGAAACUGCGCGGCUUGAUCUGAAGAGCUAUGUUGAAAUCCAACAAAGCGAGUUAUCUCCAACGCAUGAAGGUCAGCCUCCUCGUCAAAGAUCCCAGCCUGUAAGGGGCACUAUCAGCAAGCUGGUGACGCCACACUUGCGCAUACGUCGCGGCAAGGAUUUCCUAGAGGUCUUACCUCCUGCAAUAUCAUUCUGGGAAACCUUUGGGCUAGAGCCUGCCCACGGCGAGAAGGAUAUCUUGGCUUACUGUAUCCAUCCUCAGUACGCCGCCGAGGGCGCCGACGCAUUUCUGGAGCGUCUGAGUUUGCUAUAUUCGAGCUGUGGCCUUGGUAAGCAUGCAAGGGGAGGUGAAACCAAAGACUUCGAGAACGGACUAGGACCCUGGAAAGUGGAAACGUCUCACUCAGGCUAUACCUCCACCAUGCAGGACCUCAAGGCCAUGUGUGAACGCUUAGGGAACAUUUUGGCCAAGCGAUCCCCGACCAAAGAUAACUACGUUAUCUACAUUAUAAAUCCGUUCGAACAUGCCGCUGCUCUAGCCGAUAUAUGCGCAGCUUUCCUACAACUCUUCCAGAAGUACAUUGGCGGUGCGGAUCGCCAAGAUACGCGUCAGCUCAAUGAGUUGGUCUUGCAAAUUGUCCCUAUGAGCUUUGUCUGGUCGCCACUAUGGGUUGUUGUUCCUACACAGAGUGAAUACCUUAAUCUGGCAUUGGAGGUGUAUAAUCGAUGCCCUCCCCGAGAUCAGGCUUCUGGCUCCAUGGGCUGCGCUCCCCCUUUGCUCCUUGCGGAACCUACUCCACGGAGCAUCAAUUUCAAACUAGUCUCCGAAAGAAUAUCGCCUUUGCAGGAAGGCAAAUGCCUACAUGUUUCAUUUUCAAGAAGCAUCGACCAACGUUGGGUGACCGUGGCCUGGUCGGACAAUAUUGGCUCUUUCCAAGUGGCUCUAUCCUAUUGUUUACGUUCGAAGAGUUCAAACGUCGCUAGAGCUAUUUCCGACGUGAGACAUGAGAUAUGGGAGACCACCAAAGACAUUAUAGAGAGGACGCAGGCUCGUUGGAGGGUACUUCUUGCGAAGACCGAACCGGUGGACCAAGAAGAGAUCGAAGCGUGGACAAACCUCGCAGAGAGAUACAAUCAAACACGGCCUGUCCCUGUCGAACUAACCAUAUUCAGCGUCGAUACUGCACCCGAUCUAUACCUGGAGCUACCACCGUCACAGAUACAUGUGCAGUUCCUCAACGCUCAGUCUACGUCCACGCCCGUCGCAACACCUAACCCUAGUGCGCCUUCGCCAGACCCGCUAGGAACUGCCGCGACACCGACCAGUGGCGGGAACGCCAUGGCAUCCGCCUCAACCCCCACUGACCUUCAGCCGGUUGAACCUGAUUCUGACACGGUGCUUGUUGACAUUUGCGAUGAGUCGUGGGGAGUCAUUUUGUCUCAUCGCCUCAAUAAUUCACCUCAUCUCACUGAAUACCGCCCAGCACUCGCUAGUGGUUACCUACUCCGGAGAAAGGGCACUUAUGAUGGAGACGGUGCUUUUGCGAUGACUAUCAAUUUGGUAUAUACACAACGGCCUGCAGCGUCUCACGAACUACUUCUUAAGGAGGUCUUGGGAAUGUACCGGGAUCUCGCUACUCUUGCUAGAUAUCAAGGGAUCGCUAGUGUCCAGCGGAAUACGUUACCGUGGCAUAUUGCUACGGCUAUAAGAGGGCAGGAGAUGCUUAGUUAUGUUCUAUGAUCGCUCUGGAAGCCGCAUUUUUGUUUGGAAAGGGUCUGGUGAUCGAGGCGUUUUAAGGUCACACCACCAAUGCUUCGUAUUGUGUUUGUUUCUCUGGUAUAUUAUUAUUCUUUUCGGGCUGGUCAUGCGGGGUUGGAUACCACUUCUCCUGUAUUUAUCAUGGAUGCACAUGGGCGGCGUUCUUCUUGCAUACCCAUUCGUUUACCGGGGAAAGGGGCGAGUCCCCGGGCUUUGGCGAUGUACACUCGCGAUAUUUAAACCACAGGCACGGUCCUAUGUAUUCAUGUAUGUUACAUGGUGGCACAAAUUAUUGUGCAAGAUAGAAAGACAUUUUACCAUCUCGGCGCGCUUUUCAGCGCUCCUUACGGGAUC
Molecule: messenger RNA, 5315 nt
Organism: Paecilomyces variotii
Lineage: Eukaryota; Fungi; Ascomycota; Eurotiomycetes; Eurotiales; Thermoascaceae
Product: mediator complex subunit 13 C-terminal-domain-containing protein
Exons: 5
Coding region: 387-4943 (1518 amino acids)
Biological process (GO): regulation of transcription by RNA polymerase II
Cellular component (GO): mediator complex
Molecular function (GO): transcription coregulator activity
Source: RefSeq, a predicted model, not a curated record